Messenger RNA from Durusdinium trenchii, 2346 nucleotides. The record is from the annotation of a GenBank genome assembly. Lineage: Eukaryota; Dinophyceae; Suessiales; Symbiodiniaceae.
CCAAACCCAUUCAACUACUACCUGUCACAGCUUUGAGAGCAGGGUUUGGUCCUUGCGGAGGUCAUGAAGCAGCGAAGCUACGGCAAUGCCAAGUUUACAGCUUUGGCACAGGACGGGAUCGACGAGGACUAUUUCUCAGACAACUACAGCGGCGACGAAAGUGUGUGGAGAAGUCCCUGGUGCUGGGGCGGAAUUUGCCUUUGCUGCUUAUGUUUCACAAUGCUGCCGCUUUUUGUGGCCUCGUUCUUUUUGAACUCCUGGGCGACCGAUGCCAUGGAGGCCGCGGGCUUGCAGACCUUUGGGGUGCCCACCACGGUGGACUCCGUGGAGAUCUCCCCACUGAGCGCACGCUGGAGCCUGGCGAACCUCCGGGUGGCCAGUCCACCGGGCUUUGGCGACAUGGCGGAGGGCCACGUAUGGACCUGUGAGUUCCCAUACCUGAUCAUAGAUAAUGGCAUCUUCGAUUUAAGCUUCCGUUCGAUGUUUUUCAAUCCGUUGUACUUGGAAGAGCUUACGCUGCGGGACGUGCGGCUGAAUUGGGAUCAACGCGUUGAUGGCACCUCCAACGGCAAGACUAUCAUGGAGCACAUCAGCGCAGCCUCCAAGUCCGCGGCCAACAAGCAGUUCAACGAUUACCUGAUGACCAAGCAGGUCAUCGUGGACAAGAUUACGUUCUUCAAUAUUGUAACGCGCCUCUGUUUGCAUCCCUCCUGUGAAAUGUCACCACCUCCAUACUUCGUCAUCAAGAAGGUCGAGGUGAAUGAUGUUGGAAAGAAGACAGGUGGAGUCUACAUCCCGGACCUUUUGCAUGUGAUCGUACAAGCUGUGGUUGUUGCAGCUAUCAAGGCUGCCCCAAACCAACUGGGGAACCCUGUGGCUGACAGCUUGGGCGCCGGCUUGCUGCAGGCUCUUGAUUAUGCUCAAAUCCACUAUGACUUGGGAGGUGGACUUCAGGCUGCAAGUGCCCAAAUUGGCACCCAGAUGGGUAGAUUGAGUCGAGGCACAGCGGCGCUGGGCCAAGGCGUGGCCAACACAGUGGAGAGUUCUGAGCCUCAGCUUAUCAAGGCUUUGGACCAAGUACUGGGAUUGGACCACCCAACAGAUGCCACCAAGAAAGAAGUGCAGAAGUUUGUGAAUCAAAACGCCAAAGCGGCUGCUGGAAACUUUGCCUCUGUUGUGGGCAACUUCUCCAAAGUCCUCAGCCGAGGUGAGAGGGACGUGGGGAGCAAUGUAAGCACCGUCCUUGCAGCCAUGGGCGAGGCCUUAGAGAAUGAGAAGCCGGAACAGCCUGCACCAGGAGCAGCCCCUGGAACUGCUGCAGGGACAGACUUAAAUGAUGCUGCUAGCUCAGCCAUGAAGGACGUCUCCACAAUGAUCAGAAGUGGGGAGAAGGCCGUCAGUAAGAUGCUAAAAAAGCAGGAGAGCUCCCAGUCGAGCUUCAACCCUGUGAGCACCUUUGCGCAUGCGUUCGAGCAAGGACAAUCUGAAAAACCCAAGUCUCCGCUGGAUGUUUUUGCGGGCAUGCUGCGGGGUGCACAGACCCCGGCACCAAGCACCGCGAGCUAGUGAUGCGUGCAUCGGUUUUGCCGUCUGCCAGCAAGGGCUGGUGCAGGGGGUGCAGGGGAUCGUUGAUCCGGAGUCACUCUGCAACGAAGUGCGGUGGUUGGCAUCGCUUCGCAGCCGAAGUGUGACAAGCGGGAUCAAUGCAAGCUUUGCUCCAUUGAAUUGAAUUUCACACCCUUAAUAGGGUGAUUGCUCGAUUUACUCUGAGAGGUGUACAUGUCGUGUACAGAUGGCAUUCUCAGAAACCAGGCAGAUGCCAGGAUUUGGGACCCAGCAAAGGCUGAUAAUCAAGAGCUUGGCGACGAUGUUGUUGUUUUUUCCCCACCUGCCAGGUGAGGGUUGUUAGAUUUUAUCACAGUUGUUCUUCCUCCGCCUCCGCCUCCGCCGCCUCCUCGUCCUCCUCCUUCCUCCUUUCUCCUUGCUUCCUUCCUCGCCAAUCUUCAUCGCCAAUCUGCUUCGCCGAUCUUGUCUGGCCAGCUCCAGAUCGCAGUGUGCACCCCUGGACCUCAACCGCAAGGAUCCCCUCGCAGUGUGCACCCCUGGACCUCAACCGCAAGGAUCCGAUCGCAGUGUGCAUCCCUGGACCUCAACCGCAAGGAUCCGAUCGCAGUGUGCACGCCUGGACCUCAACCGCAAGGAUCCGAUCGCAGUGUGCACCGCUGGACCUCAACCGCAAGGAUCCGAUCGCAGUGUGCACCGCUGGACCUCAACCAGAUAGUUUGCCAGAUAAAACCCACAAACACACAAUCACAAACACACGACCACAAACGCGCAACCACAAAC